CAACUACACCUACUACAUACAACACCGUGUUCAUUGACAUAACAUCCUUCUCGAGGACCUCUUUCGCUACCAUUUCAUUCUUCUAUCUUCCGUCUUGACACCUAUGCCCCGUCGGCGCCCGCUAGGAGGAGCCCGAGACCUUCCACCGCUGAAGAUCAUCCGCAAGAUCCUCCUGCUCCAGCUCGCAUACUAUGGCACUGCGUCGGUGCUGAUCCUCUUCACGACCGUCGUCUACGGGACGGUGUUUUCCUUCGACCUCAUCCUCAGCUGGGAUGCGGUCCGGGGUGAUACAACCGUCGGGUGGAUGUUAGGCUUGGUCUGGGUGUUGAGCAGUUUAAUAAGUGUCAUCUUUCUUCUCCUUCUCGUCUCCCGCUCGAAACUCAUCCCCGACUUCGCCCUCACCAUCCACUUCCUCCAUCUGAUCGCCACCUCGCUCUACACGCAUGCCAUCCCCACCAACUGGUUGUGGUGGGGGCUCCAAUGUGCCAGCGCGAGCCUGAUGACCUUCAUGGGUAUCUGGGCGUGUCGGUGGCGAGAACUCCGGCCCAUCGCUUUCGGAGGGAACGGUUCUGCCUCUACUGCUCUGCAAACGGCUGCGUCUGGUGACGCCGCGAAUGGUCACCCCCAGGAGGAUGGGGAGCAUGAGUCGUUUACUCUCUCGCGGGGGCGCGGGCGUGGUAGAAAUCUUCAUGAUGGGGGUGGCGAGUACGAAAUGGUCCAGAUGAAGGAGGAGACGGGGAGCAAUGCUGUUUGAUUUUGAAACGAAGACGACAUGAUCUUUUUUUUUUCUUUUUA
Penicilliopsis zonata CBS 506.65 is the source of this 795-nucleotide messenger RNA. RefSeq lists its product as hypothetical. The record is from RefSeq and is a predicted model, not a curated record. Bases 104 to 754 code for a protein of 216 amino acids. Gene Ontology annotation, biological process: protein localization to Golgi apparatus; Golgi to plasma membrane protein transport; Golgi to endosome transport. The transcript is spliced from 2 exons. Gene Ontology annotation, cellular component: trans-Golgi network; Golgi membrane. Lineage: Eukaryota; Fungi; Ascomycota; Eurotiomycetes; Eurotiales; Aspergillaceae.